AUGCAACAAACUUUACCAUAUAGAAAUUGGUUUCCCUCCACCACCGCUACCACCACGACGAUCAGUGGUAGUUCAUCCGCCACCACUAGUGGUGGUUCCACCAAUUUUGAGUCACGUGAGAAAAACGAGAUGAACUAUGUUCGUGACAUGAGAUCACGAUACAAAAAUUCCUUCAUUACUACGAGUGUAGCGAAAUCCAUCUCGGAAAAUGCGAUAAUCGUUGUAGCGUUACGUGGGUGUUGCAUGUGCCAUGUUGUGAAGAAUUUGCUUCUAGGGUUAGGUGUUAACCCUACGAUUUUCGAAGUGAACAAUGAAGAUGAAGAUGAUGUGAAGAAGGAGUUGUCGAUAAUCGUGGGUGGCGGUGGUACGGGUGGUGGUGGAACAACGACGGCGUUUCCGGCGGUUUUCGUUGGUGGAAAUUUGUUCGGAGGACUAGAAAGAGUGAUAUCCACACAUAUUUCUGGUGAAUUAGUGCCAAUACUAAAAGAUGUUGGGGCUUUAUGGCUUUAAAUAAUUUUUACUUACCUAGUCAAUUAUUAUUCUCUUU
Molecule: messenger RNA, 547 nt
Organism: Solanum verrucosum
Lineage: Eukaryota; Viridiplantae; Streptophyta; Magnoliopsida; Solanales; Solanaceae
Product: glutaredoxin-C9-like
Exons: 2
Coding region: 1-510 (169 amino acids)
Source: RefSeq, a predicted model, not a curated record